CUACGCAGUGCGUCCUGGCCUGGCGAAACCGGGGUCACCCUGAGCUGCAGACCGCGACGCGAUGCUGGGCAAGUUCCUGGGCCCGCGCUACCGCGAACUGGCCAAGAACUGGAUUCCCACAGCAGGCAUGUGGGGUGCUGUGGGCACCGUGGGGCUAGUGUGGGCCACCGACUGGCGGCUGAUUCUGGACUGGGUGCCCUACAUCAAUGGCAAGUUUAAGAAGGACAACUAAUUAAACUGACCUUCCUCAGGCCCCUCUGGUGACUGGUGGUACCGACAGCUUCCAUCUCAGGACCUGCUGCAUCUGGAACAACCCCAGCCUUCAGCAUAGAUCUCAAGGAGAUCCACAGUGUGACUUAGGACUUUCCAUGUUUAUGAAAAUAACUUUGAUGUAUGAAUGUAUUAAACCUUCUUCUGAAACCU
Miniopterus natalensis is the source of this 423-nucleotide messenger RNA. RefSeq names its product ubiquinol-cytochrome c reductase, complex III subunit XI (gene UQCR11). Gene Ontology annotation, biological process: mitochondrial electron transport, ubiquinol to cytochrome c. The record is from RefSeq and is a predicted model, not a curated record. Lineage: Eukaryota; Metazoa; Chordata; Mammalia; Chiroptera; Miniopteridae. Gene Ontology annotation, cellular component: mitochondrial inner membrane.